Thunnus maccoyii (southern bluefin tuna) is the source of this 1107-nucleotide messenger RNA. RefSeq names its product somatostatin receptor 1b (gene sstr1b). Gene Ontology annotation, biological process: cellular response to glucocorticoid stimulus; neuropeptide signaling pathway. Gene Ontology annotation, molecular function: somatostatin receptor activity; neuropeptide binding. The record is from RefSeq and is a predicted model, not a curated record. The coding region runs from base 1 to 1107 and encodes 368 amino acids. Gene Ontology annotation, cellular component: neuron projection; membrane. The transcript has a single exon. NCBI's taxonomy places the organism in Eukaryota, Metazoa, Chordata, Actinopteri, Scombriformes, Scombridae.
AUGGAUUUAAAUGGGAGCCAGGACUAUGGGUCCUAUCCAACAGGGCUACCCUAUAACACAAGCAUGGACUACGAGGACUACUACCAGGAGCCUGAUGCCAGUAAAAUCAUCAUCCCAUCCAUCUAUGCUUUUGUCUGUUGUGUAGGUCUUACUGGCAAUGCCAUGGUCAUCUAUGUUAUUCUGAAAUAUGCCAAAAUGAAAACAGCCACUAACAUUUACAUCCUUAACUUAGCUAUUGCUGAUGAGUUGUUUAUGUUGAGUGUUCCUUUUCUAGCUACAUCAGCCGCCGUUCGCCACUGGCCCUUUGGGUCAUUGAUGUGUAGGUUGGUUCUGAGUGUGGAUGGUAUCAAUAUGUUCACAUCAAUCUUCUGCCUGACUGUGCUGAGUGUGGACCGCUAUGUGGCAGUGGUCCACCCAAUCAAGGCGGCCCGCUACCGCAGACCCACUGUAGCCAAAGUAGUUAAUGUGUGUGUCUGGGGGCUGUCGCUCAUAGUCAUCCUGCCCAUCAUUAUCUUCGCAGACACUGUUCCUGCACAGGAUGGUGGUGUGGACUGUAACUUCUUGUGGCCUGAAGCAGCAUGGUCAGAGGCAUUUGUAGUGUAUACCUUCUUGUUGGGUUUUCUGUUGCCGGUUGGAGCUAUCUGCUUAUGCUACUGCCUAAUGGUGGCCAGGAUGCGAGCAGUGGGGCUAAAAGCAGGCUGGCUUCAACGGCGGCGCUCAGAGAAGAAGAUCACCCGCAUGGUGCUGUUGGUUGUGGCGGUGUUUGUUCUCUGCUGGAUGCCCUUCUACAUCGUCCAGCUGAUCAGUGUUUUCCACCGGCCGCCAGACCCCAUGGUCACUCAGCUUUUUGUAAUCCUCAGCUAUGCAAACAGCGGUGCCAAUCCUAUCCUGUACGGCUUUGUGUCCGACAAUUUCCGGCGUUCAUUCCAGCGCAUUGUGUGUUUCCGGUGGCUAGAAUCUGGGCUGGAUGCGGAGCAGGUGGAUUACUGUGCUGUAGCACUGAAGAGACAAGCAACAUGUAGUCCUCUGGAUUUUCCCAAAGACUGUAUGGCCUCUGAUAUGGUGUUUCGGAAUGGAACUUAUACCUCCCGUACAACCACAGUGUAA